AUGAAGCAGAGAAUUAGUUCCUUAGAUUUGCAAAUUCUAGCUGGAGAAUUGAAGAAUUCGUUGGAGAGUUAUAGGUUGAAUAACAUCUACAAUGUUUCAGAUUCAACAAGACAAUUUCUUCUAAGAUUUAACAAGCCAGAUUCUAAACUAAAUGUUAUAGUUGAUUGUGGGUUGAGAAUCCAUCUAACUGAUUUUAAUAGACCAAUUCCUCCUGCUCCAUCGGGGUUCGUUGUGAAACUAAGAAAGCAUUUGAAGGGUAAACGAUUGACUGCAUUGAGACAAGUCCAAAACGAUAGAAUUUUGGUUCUUCAAUUUGCUGAUGGGUUGUUCUAUUUAGUUUUAGAAUUUUUUAGUGCUGGUAAUGUUAUCUUAUUAAACGAAGAUCGAACUAUUCUAUCGUUGCAAAGAAUCGUUCAUGAACAUGAAAACAAAGUUGGUGAGACCUAUGAAAUGUUUGAUGAAAGUUUAUUCUUGAAAGAUAUUCCAGCGUUGCAAGACAAGAAAGUGUACACAACUUCCCAAGUGGAGGAAUGGUUAACUGAAACCAGAAAUAAAUUCUCAAUUGCAACAUCCGCAUUACAAGAAGCAAACGUUAGUCAGAAGAAAGGUGAGAAGAAGAAGAAAAUAAGAGUUCCAUCAAUCCAUAAGUUAUUACUUUCAAAGGAGCCUCAUCUGUCAUCCGAUUUACUUUCAAAGAAUUGUAAAAUGCUUCAUCUUGAUCCAUCCACAUCUGCCCUGGAGUUCGAAGACAAAUCUCAGAAACUGGUUGAAUUAUUAACUAUGACUGAGGAUGAGUACCAUUCCUUAUUGACAGCGAAAGAAAGAGAAGGGUUUAUCUUGGCAAAGAAAAAUGAAAAUUACAAUAGUGAAAGGGAUAAUUCCGAUUUGGAAUAUGUCUAUGAAACAUUCCACCCCUUCAGGCCAUAUGUCGAUGAUAAAAAUUCAGCAAACACUCAUAUUAUUGAAAUCGAUGGUCAAUACAAUAAAACCCUGGAUAAUUUUUUCUCUACGAUUGAAUCAUCCAAAUAUGCCUUGCGUAUUCAAGCCCAAGAGUUACAAGCAAAGAAGAAGAUUGAAGACGCCCGUCUGGAAAAUGAACGGAGGAUUCAAGCAUUGGUAGAUGUUCAAGCUUCAAAUGAGGAAAAGGGGCACUUAAUUAUAGCCAAUGCAGACUUGGUUGAAGAAGCUAAGCUUGCAAUUCAAGGGCUGUUGGAUCAGCAAAUGGAUUGGAAUACAAUCGAAAAGUUGAUCCUCAGUGAGCAGAGAAAAGGAAACAUGAUUGCUCAAUUAAUUCAACUGCCAUUAAAUCUGAAGGAAAACAAAUUUACUGUUCGAUUGACACCAACCCAAGAGAAUGAUGAAAAUAGUGAUGAAUCUAAUAGUAGCAGUGAUGUUGACAGUGACUCGGAAAGUGAUAAUUCUUCCUCAUCUGAUGAAUCAAGUGACUCAGAUGUUUCCGAUUUUGAAACAGAUGAAGGAACUGAAAGAAAAUCACGUUUAAAAUCAAGAAAGGGCCAAAAGAAGCCUGCAACAGUUGAUAAAAAUACCGUCAAAGUGACCAUCGAUUUGGGAUUAACUGCAUAUGCAAAUGCCUCUGAGUAUUUCAAUAUUAAGAAAACCAGUGUUGAAAAGCAAAAACGUAUGGAAAAGAACAUUGAGAAGGCAAUGAAGAAUAUUGAAGAAAGGGUGGAUAAACAAUUGAAGAAAAAAUUAAAGGAUUCUCAUGAUGUUUUGAAAAGAAUUAGAACGCCCUACUUCUUUGAGAAAUACAAUUGGUUUAUCUCUUCAGAAGGGUUUCUUGUUAUGAUGGGAAAAAAUGGUGUAGAAACUGAUCAAAUUUACAGUAAAUUUAUCGAAGACAAUGAUAUCUACAUGUCAAAUCAUUUUAACACACAAGUAUGGAUUAAGAACCCAGAUGGAAAAGAGGUGCCUCCAAAUACUUUGAUGCAAGCUGGAAUAUUGUGUAUGUCCUCUAGCGAAGCUUGGUCCAAAAAGAUUGCAGCUUCAGCCUGGUGGUGUUUUGCCAAGAACGUAUCUAAAUUUGACGAUGUUGACCAAAGUGUUUUAUCACCUGGUGUCUUCCGUUUAAAGAAUGAGAAAGAUCGUAAUGAAUUGCCCGCAUCUCAGUUAGUUAUGGGAUUUGGGUUCAUGUGGAAAGUUAAAACAGCUCAAUCAGAAUCUGAUCAUGAAGAUGAGACUUCAGCUUUAGAUGAUGACAACUCUUCUGACCCAGAGGAUAUUGAAGAGGAAGCAUCUCCAGUCGUUGGGACCACGGAACCGGUAGAAGAAAUGUUACAAACAAUAGACAACGAUUUCUCAGAUCUUCAGGUAAGAGAUGAUGCGAAGGUGGACGACAGUGAAAAUGAAACUGACGGUGAAGAUGUUUUUGAUACUCAAACAAUUGCUACAAACAUGGUUGAAAACAUGAAUAGAAAAGUCCGUGGUAAAAAAGGAAAAUUAAAGAAAAUGCAAAAGAAAUAUGCCGACCAAGAUGAAACUGAACGACUUCUUAGAUUAGAGGCUUUAGGUACGUUAAAAGGUUUGGAGAAGCAACAAUUGAAAGAAAAAGAAGAAAUAGCCAAACAACAGAAAAGAGAAUACAAGAAGGCAAAGCGUGAAAAGCAAAAAGAAAUACAAGCAUUGAAAUUUACCAGGAACGAAAAAGUUCAUGUUAACUAUACCAAGUUUUUAGAAGAAUUAAAACCAACCUUAGAGAAGGAUGAUGAAAUUAUCGAUGUUGUCCCUGUUUUCGCUCCAUGGCCUGCUUUGCUAAAAUGUAAAUACAAAGUCAAAGUUCAGCCAGGUAAUGCAAAGAAAACUAAGACUAUGACUGAAAUCUUGCAUCAUUUCAUGAAACGUUCUGUAGAUCCAACUGAGAAUGAUAAAGAAAGUGACUGGCCGAGAGAGCAUGAAAUGAUCAAAAGUUUAAAGGAACAAGAUUUAGUCUUGUUGAUUUGUGUUGAUAAAUUGAAAAUAUCUUUACCUGGCCAGAACGAUACUUCAAAUAAGGGCAAGAAUACGGGGAAACAUAAUAAAUCGAAGUCGAAAGGUAGAAAGAAAUAG
This is a messenger RNA of Naumovozyma castellii, 3063 nucleotides long. It is a transcript of the gene RQC2, whose product is annotated as Rqc2p. The record is from RefSeq and is a predicted model, not a curated record. The transcript has a single exon. Bases 1 to 3063 code for a protein of 1020 amino acids. NCBI's taxonomy places the organism in Eukaryota, Fungi, Ascomycota, Saccharomycetes, Saccharomycetales, Saccharomycetaceae.